AUGGCCAGUGCGGGAGGAUCGCACGGCAUCGCGCGGACCGCACGAAGGCGCACCGACGAACAACGCCAGCAAGACCUCGACAGGAUCGCCAAGUACCGCGGGCUCGAGGACCAGAUACGUGAGCAAGCCAAAGCACACGACUACGCCUCGCCUGCCCUUUUUGACCUCACCACUAGACUCCUGCGCCUCAACCCGGAGUACUACACAACCGCCGCCUGGGUCAUGGCGCUCGAGGGCGUCGCCGAGUACAUCAGUGAACGCCACUACGAAACCGCCUUCCGGAGGCUCCUCGCCCUCGUCCUCGGCUGCGACCCCGCGAGACCCAAGGUCCCAGCCACGUACGAGGAAUGGGCGGAAUGGUACAACAACCACGACGAGAGUACGAAAAUCUUAGAAGACGCCGGGGCAGGGCGAAACUCCAAGAACGUUGCCAACGACGCCUCCGUUCUCCAGUCUGAGCUUGCCUUCACCAUCCCGCUCCUCAUUGAGUUUCCCAAGUGCUAUUGGAUCUGGAACCACCGGUCCUACAUUCUCUCUCUAUGCAUCGAGCUGCUUCCCGUCUCGCUAGCUCGCGAGGUGUGGACUGCCGAGCUGGGCCUCGUAACCAAGAUGCUCACCAAGGACCGUCGCAACUUCCAUGCCUGGUCCUACCGGCGCCGCGUAGUAGCCCGCCUCGAGAGUGACGUGCUCGACGGUAAAAGCAUGGCGGAGCAAGAAUUCAUGUACACGACCAAGAUGGUCAACCAGGACUUGAGCAACUUUUCGGCCUGGCACAACCGCUCUCAACUUGCUCCGCGGGUGCUGGAUGAACGGAAAGCUGACCAUGUCGCGCGCAAGGUGUUUAUGGAAGCCGAACUCAACCUGGCAAGGGAGGCACUGAAUGUCGGCCCCGACGACCAGAGCCUCUGGUACUACCACCAGUUCCUCAUGUCGCAAAUACUGCCGGAGUACAAAUAUGGCGCCAGAUCCUGGUCACGUAUAGCGCCUGACCUCACGCUGGAGGAGCGCACUGAUUACGUAAAACGCGAAAUUGAAGAGAUCCGGGAUCUGUUGGAGGAUUACAAAGAUGUGAAAUGGAUAUACGAGGCCUUGCUAGAGUACAGCAUAGCGUUGGAAGGCAUGUGCAAGGACAAAGGGACGACCAGACCGAAACAGGAAUUGACCGAGGAGGCCCAAACCUGGCUUGAGACGUUGAGGCAAUUAGACCCGUUGAGGAAAGGAAGAUGGGAUGAUUUUGCACAGACCGACUGA
Messenger RNA from Neoarthrinium moseri, 1251 nucleotides. RefSeq lists its product as uncharacterized. Gene Ontology annotation, molecular function: Rab geranylgeranyltransferase activity. The coding region runs from base 1 to 1251 and encodes 416 amino acids. Gene Ontology annotation, biological process: protein geranylgeranylation. Gene Ontology annotation, cellular component: cytoplasm; Rab-protein geranylgeranyltransferase complex. The record is from RefSeq and is a predicted model, not a curated record. The transcript is spliced from 5 exons. NCBI's taxonomy places the organism in Eukaryota, Fungi, Ascomycota, Sordariomycetes, Amphisphaeriales, Apiosporaceae.